AUGUUCUCGUCAGGCCGAACACGACACCAGGAGGGCAGCUUCUCCAAGCACCGGGCAAGCAAGUCGAAAUCGACCAAGAAGAACCCUUCAUUCAAGGAUUCAUCCAGGAAAGUAGAAAGACUGGCACAACAGGCGCAGGCGUCCUCACCACAGUCAAACCAGACAUCUCCGUCGCUGGGAAGUGCAAUCAUCACUAUAUCUGUCGGCCGUGAACAACGACUCUUUGCAGCGCACGAAGAUGUCCUGUCUCAUUCGCCUUGGUUCCAGAGCCUCUGCAACGGCCAGUUCUUCCAAACCAACACCAAACGCAUCGACCUGCCCGACGAAGAACCCGAGGUCUUUUCCUCCAUCCUCGAGUACCUGUACAAAGGCGACUACUACCCGCGCAUGGAGUACGACAAGAAGCGCAACAGCUGGAACCUCGAAGACGGCGGCAAUACCAACGAGCCCGUCAUCCAAUCACCGGUGGGCCCGAUCCUAAAAGACACGGUGAUUUACUGCCAGGCCGACAAGUACGGCCUGCAGGAGCUGAAGAAACUGGCCUUGAAGAAGCAAGGUCUUCAAUCCGGCAUCCAGUGCUCAACCAUCCUGACUUCCGCCCGCUACGCCUACGCCAAUACUCCCGACAGCGACUCGAAGCUGCGCGCACACUACCUAGCGCUCAUCAUCCGCGCGCGCCACACCUUCAAGCGCAGCGGCACCAUGCAGAACGAAAUGGAGAACGGCGGCAAACUCUUCUUCGACCUAUUCGUCGCAAUGGUAAACCACAUGGACGAUCUCUCUGCCAAGUCGCCAUACUAG
Molecule: messenger RNA, 801 nt
Organism: Exserohilum turcica Et28A
Lineage: Eukaryota; Fungi; Ascomycota; Dothideomycetes; Pleosporales; Pleosporaceae
Exons: 2
Coding region: 1-801 (266 amino acids)
Molecular function (GO): protein binding
Source: RefSeq, a predicted model, not a curated record